Xenia sp. Carnegie-2017 is the source of this 2891-nucleotide messenger RNA. RefSeq lists its product as uncharacterized. Gene Ontology annotation, cellular component: membrane. The transcript has 8 exons. Gene Ontology annotation, molecular function: UDP-galactosyltransferase activity. Gene Ontology annotation, biological process: glycosaminoglycan biosynthetic process. The record is from RefSeq and is a predicted model, not a curated record. NCBI's taxonomy places the organism in Eukaryota, Metazoa, Cnidaria, Anthozoa, Malacalcyonacea, Xeniidae. The coding region runs from base 497 to 2674 and encodes 725 amino acids.
UAUCAUGGGGUGCUAUCAAGUAAAUGGUCAUUGAUGUAUUCAUUGGUUCAAACUAACUUGUUCAGACUCCAUUGCAACAGCAGUGACAAUUCACGUGACCAAAAAUGUUUCAGUGGUCGAAUUGACUUCCGCUGGUAAUCUAUACAGUAAUAUGUGGCAAUAUGUUUACGUGGCAACAAGCAAAACCAAGAUAUUAUCUUGUAAACAAAAAGCUUCUUUAUUGAUGUGUGAAAUGAACUUUGUCAGACGUUUAUCUAGUGCAUCGUUUGUAUGAUUAACUAGUAAAUUAUGCACGCUAAAUAAACUACAUAUUUCCCUUCAAAUGCUUUGAAAUGCUAAGCCGUCAAAAAAUAGCUUCGGAAACUACCUUUAUGAAGAUCUCUGCUAAUAGGUUUUAAUAUGCUAUUCGUGCUAAAACACUAAACAUAAAGAACUUUACUACCUUAGUUUGGGGGAAAAAGAUUUGAUAAAGAUCAUCAACACUGUGAUUUGACGGAUGGACAAGCAAGAGCAUGACUCCAAGUGCUGCAAAAUAUCUCGAAGAUUUGUGGCAUUUUUUUGCGUUAUUUUCCCAAUAUUGUGCGUGCUGUAUAACUGGAGUAAUUUCCAUGGCAAAUUUAGAGAUCAAACGUCCAUUGAACCAUCGCAAAUGGCAAUUGAGACACCAACAGUUCAAACCAAAGCGACAGGGAACGCUACAAACAGCAAACAACACACUUUACAAACAUUGCCAGCAACAAGUCGAAGCACAAAGGCUUCCAUUCCAACAACAAGAGCUCAAAAAUCCAGAGCUGAACCAACAAUUUUAAAGAAAGACGUUGCGAUUUUCGUUGCGAUAAUAAGCGCUCCACGUUGGUCGACACGAAGAGAUGCAAUACGAAGUAGCUGGUUCAAGAAAUGCAGUGAAAAUGGCGUUCCGUGUUUCUUCUUCACUGAUUCUCAAGAUAUGCAAGGAAAGGUCCUAACGUCAGCAUUCCUGGAGCCAUUGCAACAGGAGCAAUCACUUCAUGGAGAUUUGAUCUUGACACAAAGUCCAGGAGGUAUAAAUUUUGCACUCCGAUAUCUCUGGAUUUUGGGUUGGGCAAAUGAGCGCUAUAGUUUCCAAUAUUUCUUGCGCAUCGAUGAUGACUAUUUUGUGUGUAUGGAUAGACUUGUGCGUGAAUUGCAAUAUCGACCACGUGACAAGCUGUUUUGGGGCUACGUGCAUUGCGAACCACCAGGUGGCAUCCGAGUUGACGAAGGAUUUGUCAUCGUGAGCAAUGAUCUUGCGCAAUAUUUUCUGCGUGAACAAAACAAAACCCUCAUGUGCCAUCCAUACGAAGAUCAAGCGUUGGCAAUGUGGAUAAAUAAUAUCCCAGAGGUAACAUACUUUGGUGACUCAAGGAUACACAAUGACGUCAUUUCAACGCGCCACUUUCUCAAAUUCAAUGACAUUUGUGCAAAAUACAUAGCGUUGCACGGUGCACUUCCAACAAAAAUGAAGUUGUUCUGGGAGCACUACCGUAACGCAGCAAAGAAUAAACUCUACAUGACACCUCCGAUAACAUUUCCAUGCAGCGACAAGGACGAUAGAGCAUUGAACUAUGGAAGCUUUUUAGGUAAAUAUAGAGCCAUCCCGAGACCAUGUCGAAAAAAUCCAAUUUGGGUCAUUGGUGGACUCGACCGAGCAACAGUUGAUGGUUCAAAUUCAAGAAAAAGAACUUUGUUCAAGAUUGGGAACCAAAAUAACCAUUCGCCAGGAUCAUUUAAUGACGUAAAAAGCAGAGAAAUUCUUACGUUGUUUGUUGCAAUUAUGAGUGCACCACGAAGGAUCGAAAGGAGGAACGCGGUGAGAACAACAUGGUUGAAACAAUGUCGAUUAAAUGGGAUUCCUUGCUUAUUUUUCACAGAUGCGCAGGAUAUGUAUGGCAAAUUGUUACCAGCAAAAAUCCGCGUAAUGUUGGAGCAGGAGAACGGACUUCAUGGAGAUUUGAUCUUGGCACAAAGUCCAGGAGGUAUAAACUUUGCACGGCGUUAUCUGUGGAUGCUUAACUGGGCAAGCACAAGAUACAAGUUUGACUACUUUCUACGAGUUGACGAUGAUUAUUUCAUUUGUAUGGAUAGACUUUUACGUGAAUUACCAUUUCGUCAAAAGAGGAAACUGUAUUGGGGUUACAUGCAUUGUAAUUCUCCUCCAGGUGCCGUGAGAAUAGAUGAAGGAUUUGUCAUCGUCAGUAAUGAUCUAGCCCAGCAGUUCCUCCGUGAGCAAUAUACGUCGUUAAUGUGCCAUCCCUUUGGUACGCAGGCGAUAGUCAUGUGGAUCAACAGUAUCCCAGGGGUGACAUACUUCGGAGACUCUAGGGUACACCAUGCAGUGGUAUCAACGCAGAUCAGUGUCUUUAGAUGUCUACUCAUCCAUGGACGAUCAUUCUUAUAUACCUCGAGGGAACGUUGGAGCACUAGUCGUCGCGCGAGAUCGCGACAAACACUGCACAGGAAUCAAGUUUCAAGGAAUGUAUUCACAUACGUCGCGCUUGUAUUACUACAAAAAAAUGAAACAUGUUUCUGCGUGACCUAUGGUUAUAUAUUGGCACAAUUUUCUCUUCAGAAUAUGCGAAGUUAUGUGAAAAAAGCAGUGGGAAUAAAAGUGAAGCAGCAUCGUUGGGAUGAAAACAACCAUAGUUUUGAGAAAUAAUGAAGAAGAAGCAAUCAAGAUGGUUUAUUUGGUUUAUUUUUGUUAUUUUAACAAUUUUCUAUAUUCUACUGAAUGAACAAAAUACUGCCUUAAAAAAAAGAAGCAUCACGCUUUCGCCUAGCAUUUUCUUCGAAGAAAAAGUGAAAAGUCGUAUUAAGAAGAAGGUAAUUAUUUUCGUUGGUAUCAUGAGUGCACCACAGAGAAAAGAGCGUAGGAA